Messenger RNA from Exophiala aquamarina CBS 119918, 1353 nucleotides. RefSeq names its product adenosylhomocysteinase. Bases 1 to 1353 code for a protein of 450 amino acids. Gene Ontology annotation, biological process: L-methionine cycle. The record is from RefSeq and is a predicted model, not a curated record. The transcript has a single exon. Gene Ontology annotation, molecular function: adenosylhomocysteinase activity. Gene Ontology annotation, cellular component: cytosol. NCBI's taxonomy places the organism in Eukaryota, Fungi, Ascomycota, Eurotiomycetes, Chaetothyriales, Herpotrichiellaceae.
AUGGACAGUGCACCAGCUUCCAAGUUCAAGGUGGCCGACAUCUCGCUCGCUGCGUUCGGUCGACGUGAGAUCGAGCUUGCCGAGAUUGAGAUGCCUGGUCUCAUGGCCAUUCGCGAAAAAUAUGCUGCUGACCAGCCUCUUGCUGGUGCCAGAAUCGCCGGCUGCCUUCACAUGACUAUCCAGACCGCCGUUCUAAUCGAGACCCUAACCGCUCUCGGUGCUGAAGUCACCUGGUCCAGCUGCAACAUCUUCUCCACACAGGAUCAUGCUGCUGCCGCCAUUGCUGCAAGUGGUGUACCCGUCUUUGCCUGGAAGGGCGAGACUGAAGAAGAGUAUGAGUGGUGCUUGGAGCAACAAUUGAAGGCCUUCCCCUCGGGAAAGACUCUCAACCUCAUCCUCGAUGACGGUGGUGACCUCACCGCUCUCGUUCACAACAAAUACCCAGAGCAGCUUAAAGACUGCUAUGGUGUCUCUGAAGAGACCACCACUGGCGUCCACCAUCUCUACCGUAUGCUCAAGGGCAAGAAGCUUCUGGUUCCUGCCAUCAACGUCAAUGACAGCGUCACAAAGUCCAAGUUCGACAAUCUCUACGGAUGCAGAGAAUCCCUCAUCGAUGGUAUCAAGCGUGCUACUGAUGUCAUGAUUGCCGGCAAGAUCGCUGUCGUCGCUGGCUAUGGUGAUGUUGGCAAGGGCUGUGCUCAAGCUCUCCACGGCUUUGGUGCCAACGUUCUUGUCACUGAGGUCGACCCAAUCAAUGCUCUUCAGGCUGCCGUUUCUGGCUACAAGGUCGUCACCAUGGAAGAAGCUGCUGCUGUUGGUCAGAUCUUCGUCACCACUACUGGCUGCCGAGACAUCCUUGUCGGCAAACACUUCGAGGCCAUGCGCAACGACGCCAUUGUUUGCAACAUUGGACAUUUCGAUAUCGAGAUCGACGUUGCCUGGUUGAAGAAGAACGCCAAGAGUGUGCAGAACAUCAAACCCCAGGUUGACAGAUACCUCAUGCCAAGCGGCCGCAACAUUAUCCUUCUUGCUGAGGGCCGUCUUGUCAACUUGGGCUGUGCCACUGGUCACUCGUCGUUUGUCAUGUCCUGCUCAUUCUCCAACCAAGUCCUCGCACAGAUCGCCCUUUACAAGGCGGAGGACGAGGCGUUCGGCAAGAAGUAUAUUGAGUUCGGAAAGACUGGCAAGAAGGAAGUCGGCGUCUACGUGCUCCCAAAGAUCCUUGAUGAGCAGGUUGCCCUCUUGCACCUUGACCACGUCAAUGCCAAGUUGACCAAGCUUACUCCUGUCCAAGCAGAAUACCUCGGUUUGGAAGUUGAGGGUCCUUUCAAGUCCGAUAUCUACAGAUACUAG